CACUCGGCUUUGAGAAUGGUAGAAAUAGAUAUACUUUAUAGAACAAAAAAGUGAAAAAUGCAUUAACUUCUUCUUGAAGCAUGCAAGCAGUCUUUCGCAUUGUGAAAAAUUAUUGACCAAUCACGUCUUCGCUUUUAAACGCCACUCGGUAGUUGUGCUCUUGAUUACGCUCGUCAUCCAAAUAGGGGCAAAGUGUUUCGUACUUGCGGUUUAGUAAACUUCGUUAACUUUAAUUAAGCGACUGUGGACUCUGCCUUUACGUUGGAUUCUGUUUAUCACAAAGUUUCCACUUGUCGUUCAACUUUUAAAGGGAGAAUGUUCCCGUAACAAAGGUAAAUCGCAUGAAUUUGUAAACAGUUGUUUUCCGCAUUGGGACGAUUAAGAGUGACCCGAAAAAUCUAUUUCAGAGAGCUUCCGAGGUUAUAUGUCAUAUUCUUCAAGUGGAUUACUUAGUGAAACGCAUAAUUUUUCUAUCUAUUUACAGUGACCAUGGAAAUUAAAAAGCUUCUUAGACUGGAUGUAGAUGGUUGAUGAGAUUUUAUUGUUUUUAACAUUGACAAGAUAGACAUUGUGUAUUGUGUGUGAUUAUUAUGGCUGAUUACGUGACGGAGAGUGGAAAAGUGGAUGGUUCCUGGGAACUGACCAUUGAGGUGACAGAUGUCCAGGUGGAGAAAAAACUGAGGGUCAAUGGGGACCUUCACAUAGGAGGAGUGAUGGUGAAACUGGUGGAGGCUUUAGAUAUUGCUGCGGAUUGGUCUGAUCAUGCCCUCUGGUGGCCAGACAAAAACCAGUGGCUGCUGCGGUCCCGGUCAACUCUUGACCAGUAUGAUGUCCAGGCGGACGCCAAGCUUCUGUUCACUCCGAUGCACAAGAAUGUCCGACUACAGCUCCCAGAUCUCCAGAUCCUAGACAUGAGAAUGAAUUUCUCCACGAAAGUUUUCUCUGCUAUCACCUCCUUGUGUAAAGAGUUAGGAAUUAGAAAUCCUGAAGAAAUGUCAGUGAUGAAAUUCAUGGACAAGGAUGAUUUAAAAAAGAACAUUAAGGAACAUUUAAAUACAAAGAAGAAGAGGGAUUCCCUACACGACCAGAUGCCGACAAGUAACGGCAUUAACCACUCCAACACCGGGAGUCUGGACAGACUCAGUCCGUACCCAAACAGGAGUCCGGGCGGUCCAUCUCCUAAUAACACACUAGGCCGCUCGCCGGGUUUUAAUUCUCCCUCCCCCUACAACACUUUGAAUGGCACAAUGUCCCCAGGAUCCAUGUACAGCUUGUCUUUUGAGGGAGGCAUGGAAUCCGCUCUGGCUAAUAGCCCACCAAUACCCAUGAAAGAGGCCCUGCAGUACCUUCACAAACCCAAAAAUCUCACAGAAAAAGCGCGCAUUAACUUUGCGUGGCUUGAUUCUUCCAGGUCUUUAAUGGAGCAGGGAGUUCGAGAUAAUAACUUCCUCCAACUGAAAUUUAAAUUUUAUAACUUCUACGAUUUGAAUACUAAGUACGACGCUGUGAGGAUUAACCAGAUCUAUGAACAAGCCAAAUGGAGUAUAAUGUCUGAGGAAAUCGACUGUACAGAAGAAGAAAUGAUGAUGUUUGCAGCGCUGCAGGUUCAGGUUCAGAUGCAGAUGGGUCAAUCUCAGCCCCCCAGUGAUUCCUCCAUUAUGGACCACAGUUCCCCCCACAUGGAGGCAGAUGACAUUGAUGCUGAUCUGUCAAACUUAGAGCAGUCUUUACAAGUGGCCAACAUCUCCUCUCAUGGGGACAUCACAUCAGUACCAGAACUUGGUGGUUAUGUCAAGUGGUUCAAACCUAAAAAGUUCACCUUGAAGAGCUACAAGAGAGCCUGGUGUGUCUGUAAGGAUUUAUUUAUAGCUUUCUUCAAGAGUCAGGAGGAGGCUUCAGGAAGUCCAAUGAUGAAAAUAUCCAUCAAAGGCUGUGAAGCUCAACCAGAUCUGAACAUUUCUCAUGCUAAGUAUGGAAUAAAGCUUUUUAUCCCAUCACCUGAGGGAAUGUCUGAACUGUGGCUGAGGUUUGAAACGGAAGAUGAAUAUUGCAAGUGGAUGGCAGCAUGUAAGUUAGCUUCCCAGGGCAAAACAAUGGCGGACAGUUCUUACGACACUGAGGUCCAGAGUCUGAGGACCCUGCUGAGCCGACAGACCCCCACAGAUGCCCCUGUGACCCCCAUACAGGUGGACAUUAAGAACCCAGAGGACUAUGUGGCACCCAGGUUCUACAAGAAAUUAAAAGGGAAACAACUGGAGAAGAGAAUACUAGAGGCCCAUGCUAAUGUCCAGAAUCUGCCUCUGAUGGAUUCCAAGAUGGCGUUUAUAAAAGCCUGGCAGUCUCUUCCUGAUUAUGGCAUCAGCUACUUCAUCAUCAAGCAGAAGAAUGCCAAGAAAGAGGAGCUCUUGGGAGUAUCGCCAAACAAAAUAAUGCGAAUGGACUUGAACUCUGGUGAUUCCAUAAAAACAUGGCGUUACGGAAGUCUGAAAUCAUGGCAUGUGAACUGGGAAGUGAGACAUGUUAUUUUAGAAUUUGAGGGGGAGACUCUGACCUUUGCUUGUUUGAGUGCUGACUGUAAAGUGGUGCAUGAGUUCAUUGGAGGAUAUAUCUUCCUUUCCAUGAGAUCAUCGGACAAAAAUCAAACUCUCAAUGAGGAAUUAUUUCAUAAGUUAACUGGAGGAUGGUACUGAAAUUACAUGUGUUUAACUUUACAAGUGUAAAUCUGUGAUCUGCAAUAGUGUGCCUAAAAGUCUGUUAAAACAAAUAUAUUCACUGCUGACUAUACGAUCCAUUAUUUGUGCUGAAUGUUUGGUUCCGUUUAACAAGGAAAAAGAAGAUGUGGAUAGCAGGAAAAAAGUGAAACCACAGUGUUGGAACUCAUGAAAAGUACAUGUACCUUGAGCAUGUGAAAUUUUUGAUCCAUAUUUUUUCCCAGCUUUAUUUCUGUAUUCAAGCAAGCCAGCAGUUCAUCUUCAUUUUAAGCAUUACUGUCAUAUUCAUUUUCUUUAUAUUAUUUGAUAUGUAUCUGAUGUUUUAUAUAUAGAACUUUUUUUUUCUCAGUUUGCAGUAUCAUGCCAGAGUGGUGUGUUCAUAAUGCAUGCAAGAUAUGAAAUUAUAUUGGUCAUGUGAUUAAUCAUGUGACUUUCAAAGGUUUAUUGUGUCAUAUAUAUGAAUAUAUGCUGAUCAUAUUGUAAAAUAUACUCGAGUUGUUUUGUCCAGAUGUGCUAUGCAGGCAUGCAUUUAGGUAUACCAGUAUGGGAAUAGAUAAUAUGACCUGUACUUGUUAAUAACCAACCAAUCCUCACAAGAUUUUACAUUUUAAUUAGAAAAAAAUAUUUAAAUUUUACGAUGCAUGAACCUAGAAUCCUGGGACGGCUUUAUAGAAAACCACAAUGAUUUUAUUCCAGCAAAACCCAGUUUUACGUACAGUACAUACCGGUAUACAGAUAUUAAAGUGAAAGUAAUUAACACAGUAAAGUAUGUCUUACAUAAUUCUACCGGUAUUCACACAAUUUAUUUAUAAUUCAUGUACCGUAUAUAUGUGUAUCAACCUUGGUUUAUUCUUAAUGGUUUUACUAUAAAUAUUUGACCUUUUAUUUAGAAAGUAGCUGAAAGCUAGAGAAAUCAUGGAAAUGGAGAAGUAUUUCCAUGUCCAAGAUUUGUUGGGAAAAGUUAAAGCUAUAAGUUGAAGUAAUUGUUAUCCAAUGAAAAAAACCAUGAUACCAAGCUUAUCAAAUGUAAAGAAAACUAAACCCUUUCCUAAGCCCUGUGCUAUUUUCCAAUAAAGUGUUGCUGUAUAUUCUUCUGCAGGUGUCUUCAGAAGAGCAUGUUAUUAAAAUAUUGUAUUGUCAUGAAAAUAAAAAAGGAAUAAACAGGCAAA
Saccostrea cuccullata (small rock oyster) is the source of this 3880-nucleotide messenger RNA. RefSeq names its product fermitin family homolog 2-like. Gene Ontology annotation, cellular component: cell-substrate junction. Gene Ontology annotation, biological process: cell-matrix adhesion; integrin-mediated signaling pathway. NCBI's taxonomy places the organism in Eukaryota, Metazoa, Mollusca, Bivalvia, Ostreida, Ostreidae. The record is from RefSeq and is a predicted model, not a curated record. The transcript has 12 exons. Gene Ontology annotation, molecular function: integrin binding. Bases 591 to 2690 code for a protein of 699 amino acids.